AACAAACUUGUGUAAAAUUCUGACAAAAAUUGACGAAAAAUAUAAAAAAAAUUAAAUGAAAAGUUGAAAAAUCCCGUAAAAUCGUGAUGAGUAAAGUUUCAAUCGACGAAAUUUGUCGUCUCUGCCUCGCCAGUGGACCAUUAACGCCAAUUUUUGAGGAUGAAGCGAACUUACCGGUGCGGAUUAUGGCUUGUUGUUCCCUCGAAGUCACCCAAACGGAUAAUUUACCGAAAUAUUUGUGCCUGGAGUGUCGUUAUCAGUUGGAUAAAACUUAUAUUUUCCGGAUGAAAAGCAAAAAUGCCGAAUCAAAGCUCAAGCGUCACAUUCGUCUCUUGAACGCGGGCAAGGUUUCUCAUGUUUUUGAGGAGGAAGAUGACUCCGACGACUAUGCCGAUGCCCUCGCUUACGUGCAACAGUACGAAGAAAACCUCAAAAGUGCCGAAAUGGACAAUUUACAAGACACGUUCGAGGGUCAGAUGAAGCAAUUGCGUGCCAGUGAAGCAAAAUUGCGCAUGGAACUGAAAAAAGCUCGCGAAGAAUUGGUCCGAAAAAUUCAUGAAAUCGAGGAACUUCAACAAGGAACGACCACUGAUGAGAAUUACGUCCUUGAAAUGCUGGAAGAUGAGCCAGAAACGAAAAUUUUGACGAGAAAACAAGCCGAAGCCACUGCAGGACCUUCGAAAAAGACGUCGGGAAGUCAAAAAUUGAUGGAAGUAAUGGAAGAAGACACGGAAGAUGCCUUUGUGAUGGAAGAUGAUGGCUCGCCGGAAGACGAUGAUGACCUUGAGACACGUUACGAAUGCGAUCCAGAGGAAUAUGCGGCAAUAGAAAAGGCUGUUCGAGCGACGUUAGGAAACCAACCAAAUUUCUCGAUAAAGACGAAUUUCCAGCUGAAACUCGAAAAACUCGACAGUUCACUGACAAAAGCGGAGGUAGUGACGGACGAUGGAAGCAUUUUGUUCAUGGAAUUCAACACGGAAAAUGUGGAAAAUGCCGCUGCAGAAUCUGCGGUGACGGGAGGCGCGACAAAAACCAGCGGAUCAUCAUCCGGAGGUAAUAUGUAUUACGAAUGUAACCAAUGUCAUAAAAUGUUUUCCAAAUACACGCAACUGAAGCGUCACAUUUCGUGUCAUAAGGUCGACGACGCCGAUAAUCGAGGCUUCAAGUGCUCCUAUUGCUCGAGAUGGUGUGCGACAAAGAGUUCUCUCGUGAGGCAUGAACGUAUACACACGGGCGAAAAACCUUUCAAAUGCGACAUUUGCGAGCGUUCCUUCGUGCAAAAGGAAAUCCUCAAACGUCACUAUCUCAUCCAUACCGGCGAAAAACCCUUUUCCUGCACACAUUCCGGCUGCAAAGAGCAAUUUCGUCAACGCGAACAACUAAAAGCGCACAUAAAUCGCGCUCACACCGCCAAUCCCGUCUUCGAGCUGCACAAAUGUUCGCUCUGCCCAAAAAGUUUCUGCCACGCCUCAGGCCUUAGUCGACAUCUCCUUUCGCACACCGGCAAGACCUUCGACUGCCAAAUCUGCCUCAAGUCGUACAGCGAUCGCAGCACGUUGCGACGUCACAUGAUCGCCAUUCACGAAGAGCCGACGUCGAAAAAGCGACAACGAAGGGAUGACGGCGGCGGAACAACGACGGAGACAGAUGACGACACCGUGUUGACGUUCGUCGAUAAACCAAAAAAUAUUCUGUGAGCACAUCGAAGCGCAAUAGUGAGCCACUUGUCAAAGUAUUUUUUUUUUUUUUAAUAUUAAAAUAAAGUUUUAUUUUUUCUUUUAAAAUAUCGAGAAAAAA
Molecule: messenger RNA, 1797 nt
Organism: Culicoides brevitarsis
Lineage: Eukaryota; Metazoa; Arthropoda; Insecta; Diptera; Ceratopogonidae
Product: zinc finger protein pita-like
Exons: 3
Coding region: 87-1697 (536 amino acids)
Cellular component (GO): nucleus
Molecular function (GO): zinc ion binding
Source: RefSeq, a predicted model, not a curated record